CAUCUUCUUGCUCAACUUUCUUCUUUGAUAAUUGUAAACCUCAAAAUAUAUAGCUAUAUAUAGUGAUCACCAUGGAUACCGAUCAACUACUGACCACUACUUCUACUAAAACAACAUGUGACAAGUCAUUUUGUGAGGACUAUAUGCUACUAAGUCCUAAAGAUGUGGGAUUUUUGGGUCUUACAAAGCUUUUGUUCUCCAAAAAUAUUGAAAAGCGAGCGUUCAUCGACUGUCCCGAUGGAACAGUCGAAGAAAGCUUUUCAAGACGGUUCGUCAUCUCCGUAUCCCUUGUUGCGCAAAUGGUUCUUCAUUUAGUGGACAAACCAUUGGGUUGGAUUGGCUCGGUCGUUGAGUUCAUGCCCAACUUUACGGAUGUUAAUGGAGGAUUUUUCAAGCUUCUUUUGAAUCUCGUUACAGGAAAACUGAAGUUACCUAAUAGCGAAUCAUCGGAAUUCUUGUCUGCGAUUGGGCUAUGGGACAUACGAAGGGAUUUAGACAGUAAAAUCAAGCAUGAUGAUCCCAGAUAUACAAGCGCACUCGCCAUUAUGGCUGCUAAAUCUGCCUAUGAAAAUGAAGCCUAUAUCAGAGAAACCGUCGAAAAACAUUGGAAGAUGGAGUUCUUGGAGUUCUUCAGUUGUUGGAACGAUUACGAAGAGGAUUUUACGACCCAAGGGUUCAUGUGGAGCGACAAGACAGGAGAUACCGAGCUUAUAGGUGUUUCUUUCAGAGGCACGUCACCUUUUAACGCAAAGGACUGGUCUUCGGAUGUUGAUCUUUCAUGGUAUCACCUACCUGGUAUAGGCCAGGUUCAUGCCGGUUUCUUGAAAGCCCUCGGGUUACAAAAGAGUCACGGUUGGCCUCACGACAUCCAAACAGACGAACAAAAAACAUAUGCGUAUUAUCUCAUCAGACAAAAGCUUAAAGACCGCCUCGAAGCAAACCCAAAUGCUAAGUUCUUGGUAACAGGACAUAGUUUAGGAGCGGCGUUAGCCAUUGUAUUUCCGGCGGUGUUGGCGUACCAUAAAGAGACCGAUUUGCUAUCAAAACUUGAAGGGGUUUAUACGUUUGGACAACCUAGAGUUGGUGAUCGUAAAUUCGGCGAAUACAUGACACAAGUUUUGGUAACUCAUCGGUUGAGAUACCAUAGGUUUGUUUAUUGCAAUGAUUUGGUGCCAAGAGUUCCCUUUGAUAAUUCUGAUAUUUUCUUCAAACAUUUUGGCAAUUGUCAUUAUUUCAAUAGCUUCUACAAGGGCCAGGUGCUUCCUGAAGAACCAAACAAGAACUACUUUUCGAUAUUUGCUUUAAUACCGAUGUUUGGAAAUGCGGUUUGGGAGUUAAUAAGGAGCUUCAUUAUGUACUAUCAAAAUGGAGCUGAUUACCGUGAGACGUUUACUUGUCGGGGUUGGAGAGUGAUCGGGCUUCUGAUCGCUGGAGUGCCGGCUCAUGGUCCGCAAGACUACGUUAAUCUUACUAGGCUUGGCACUCCUGAACUUUUUAAGAGUUGGUCAUUGGAUCAAUCAACUAAUAAUGGUGUGGUUGCACCAACUGUGGAUAACAUGAAAUCUGAUUAAUUAAAAUGUGCCUAAUGGCAAACAAAUGUGUGUGUUAAAACUUUGCAAGUUAUUUCCACAAAAUGGGGACUACGACAGUAUCGAUUAUGAAUUUUAAUUUCCAGAUAAUUAGAAUUAUUGGAUUCUCGGUAUUAAUGUAAAGAUUUAUUCUUUAAUAAAAGAAAUAAAAGGAAAGUUAAAAGACUUAAA
This is a messenger RNA of Erigeron canadensis, 1760 nucleotides long. Its product is annotated as triacylglycerol lipase OBL1-like. NCBI's taxonomy places the organism in Eukaryota, Viridiplantae, Streptophyta, Magnoliopsida, Asterales, Asteraceae. The coding region runs from base 72 to 1571 and encodes 499 amino acids. The transcript is spliced from 5 exons. The record is from RefSeq and is a predicted model, not a curated record. Gene Ontology annotation, molecular function: triacylglycerol lipase activity. Gene Ontology annotation, biological process: lipid metabolic process.